GUCAAUUUUCACCAAAUCAAACAUCGAAUACAUUCCACAAAAGUGUAAAAGUUUUUAAAAAUGUACAAGAAUACGUUGUCCAAAAAAUGUAGUUCAAGUGUAAGCUUAAGCCGUUUUUUUUCUCACAAUGGAAAAACUGUUUAACUUUUAUUUUAAAAUUCCUGUUCUAAUUUAAAAAAAAAAACAACAACAAAAAAAGAUUAAAUUUUUCCAAACAACAAUGUUUAAAUUCAAAUUGUUUACAUUCAAACGUUCAGUAUCGCGAAAACGUUCAAAUGGCGCUAGUGACAACUCAAAAACAAAUCGUGUAAUGACGUUAGGUUGGCAGCGCUGUCAUUCAACUGAAAUUCAUAUUUCAACCGUCAUCUGAUGUGAAGCGUGCAAAAAAUUGUUCAUUCGACUAGAGUCAUUGAAUAUUCAUUGCAAUUUGUGUUCAACUAGCAUUUAUUUCGGGUAUAUUUUGUAAUUGUGUUUCGUGAACGUCUGAUAGCCAAUAAACCCAAUUCAAAAGAUAAGAAAGUCAUAAACACAAUCAGUGCAAAACAGAAAGUAGAGACGCUGUAUGUUCGGUAGAAUAGUAUACAAAUCAAUUUGAUAGGGCCAAAUAUCCGUGGUGUUGGAUAUUUCUUCCGCAAUUCACAACGAAAAAACCAUUAAAACGGGAAAACAAUAUUAUGCACAUUUGAUUUGCCGAUUGGUUCCUGUUCAAAAGUGAAAGAUUGCAAAAGAAAAAUAGUAAUGGAAUUAUCAUUGGUUGCCAGUUUUGAUGAGCUGAGACGGUGUCAAGACAUUUUGACAGAUGGUACAUCUGAAAUUGAAUUUCGUCGCUUUCUUCAAAUCAUGGAAGAGAGUCGAUUGCAAUGGCAAGCAACAACUGCAGAAGCACAGCGUUUGCAGCGUGAACUAGACAGAUGUGCACAAGAACGCUCGGAUUUCGAAACGAAAUUGUUCCAUGCACGCCGAUUAUUGGAGACGGAAAGCAAAGCACGGCGAGCUGCCGAGGUUGAACGUGAUCAUUUGGAGAAGAAACUGUCCAGAGCAUGUGAAUUUUUGCAUCAUGAUCGCGAGAUCAACGACGAAACUCGCAGCAAAUUAGCUUUUUUGAACAUGUCGGCGCGUAAACGAAAGUCCAAAUCAAAUCGCUACGUUGAGGAUAAAUAUGGCAAUGAAAUCAAUUCAACCGGAUCAUUUUUAUCGGAUUUAUCGGUGACACAAUCAGAAGAAGACUUCCUUGAGGUGUCGAAACCAUUCAAAAAGCAUCGUCCAUCGACGAAUGCCGCAAAUAUAGCGAACACAUCGUAUGCUGAGGCGAAGCAUGCACGCCGUAGUGCACGAAGAAGCAUGGAUUUGCGACACAAGAAAAACACAAGUGUAAUCGAACUGGAUGGAUCGGAUAAAAUCGUGGCCACCACAAAAGUUUCAAUUCCACAAGGUGACGGUCCAAUUGAAGCCACUUCAACAAUCGAAGCCGUCCCAAGUCCAGCGCUCUACAGUCAAUUUAAUCGAAUUGAUCAUGCAGAACAGCCGUACUCACAAGUCGGCAAAGACGAUAAGAAAUUGCCGGACAGUGCAAUGGUAACGCCACAACGACACUCGAUGAAGCAUACCGAAGAGUAUCCAAUGCCGAGUGCCCCACCAUUGCAAGAAGUCACCAACAAUCCGAAAUUGCUACUGAAUUUGCAAGGCCGUCAACACGAAUUCUCAAGCCGAACCGUGCUACGAUCAGAAUCAUGCGCUUACUGCUUGAAAAAGUUCCGCUUUGGUGCAUCAGCCCUAAAGUGUCGUUUGUGCAGUGUGUAUUUGCAUCAAGACUGCAAGAUUCAAUUUGCAAUGGCAUGCAUUCCGAAGAGUCAAGGAACGCCCGGAUUCAAGAAUGGCAAACAAGGUUAUAUUACGGACUAUGUUCCAGCUGAAAGCCCAAUGCUUCCACCACUCAUUGUGCAUUGUGUGAAUGAGGUUGAAACUCGUGGUUUAUCGGAAGAAGGAAUCUAUCGUGUAUCUGGUUCGGAAAAGGAAAUCAAGGCACUUAAAGAGCGUAUCUUACGGGGGAAAUCACUUCCAAACUUGACAAACUAUGACAUUCAUGUAGUUUGCGGCUGCAUCAAAGACUUUUUACGUGGAUUGAAAGAGCCACUCAUUCCGACUGCCUUGUGGAAGAACUUUUCCAACGCAGUUCAAACCGUUGACGAGGCAACAGGCGUCCGUGAAUUGUUUGCAGCAAUCAAUCAGCUGCCACAGGCCAAUCGUGACACGCUUGCCUACUUGGUCAUGCACUUACAGCGUGUCGCAACAUGUAAGGCCAUCAAAAUGCCAUUAGAAAACUUGGCCAAGAUAUUCGGCCCAACAGUUUUGGGUUAUUCAAGCGCUGAUCCCGAUCAACAUGCCAUUUUCACUGAAACAAUGAUUCAAAGAGAUGUGAUGAUUCAUUUGCUAGAAAUCCCAACGGAUUACUGGUCCAGAUUUAUCAAUGUUGAAACAACGACAGAUACAGACAGUCAGAAGAUUUCAGGCUAUUCCUACUUUGGUACACCGAAUGCUCGUGUAACCAACACUACAUUGCGCAAGGAGCGUAAAUUCUUUGCCACACCGCCAUAUAGUACAACCAGUCGACGUUAAGAAAUUGUCCUUAAAGUAUACUUAAUCAAAACAUGAAUGCAGUAUUUAGUUAUCAAGUAUCAAUGGGCGUCGUAGCGCCAAUUUAUUCUAUACGUAAUGCCUGAAUCGUGAGUAGCACAUCCGAUACAGAGUUGUGUUUUUCAUUCGUUCGUCGUAUACACACAGUAUUGUUUUUUCUUGUGAAUUUUUAUCACCAAAUUAACACGUUUUCAGUCAAAAAAUUAAAAAAAAAUUGAACUAAAAAUAAAAAAUAUAUGAACGGCUCUAGUUCAAAACACAAUAUUCGAGAAUGAAAAUAAAGUUGCGAAACGUUUAUUUUCCAUGCAAAUUUAAUCGACAAAUAUAAGAAUUAAAAUAAUCAAGGUUAGAAUAAUGGUUAACCAGAAGAGAAACCAGAUUUUCCACUGAAAUGAAAACGAAAAAAAAAUGUUUAUGUUUACAAAGAACCUAGUAAAAUUGAAAUAAAUGCACUAUAAAUUUGAUUUACUUUCA
Sitodiplosis mosellana (orange wheat blossom midge) is the source of this 3108-nucleotide messenger RNA. Its product is annotated as rac GTPase-activating protein 1-like. The record is from RefSeq and is a predicted model, not a curated record. Gene Ontology annotation, biological process: signal transduction. The coding region runs from base 739 to 2616 and encodes 625 amino acids. The transcript has 9 exons. NCBI's taxonomy places the organism in Eukaryota, Metazoa, Arthropoda, Insecta, Diptera, Cecidomyiidae.